AGUCACUCGGCAAUGCAGUUCCACGUAAUCUUGCUUGUGGCGGCCGUCGUUCUGGGGAAUUCCGCUGUAGGGGAGCAGCAAAGUUUAGACUGUACAAAUCGUUUUAUAUCGUUCUUGACAACUUUCAGCACAGAUUCUUGUGCCAUUCGGGUGAAGCGAUCAGUUCAGCACGAAUUCCAACAUGUGGUUGCCAUCGGGUGGAACACCUCCAAGGGAAUCGAGUACGGCUGCGGUGGAUCGUUGAUAACGUCAAAGUUCGUGCUGACCGUGGCUCACUGUGCCGCGGACGGAGAUGCGAAAGUUCCAACUGUGGUUAAACUUGGCCUGAAAGAGCAGGGAAGGGCGGAUGAUUCUUCGUUGAGUCAAAUAAUCAACAUAAAAGAGUUUCGAACGCAUCCCCAGUUUCGCUUCAGCAAAAAGUACUACGAUAUCGCGUUAAUUGAGUUGGAGAGGGAGGUCGAGCUCAACGAUGCGAUCUGCACGGCCUGUCUGUGGUUGGAGGACACCACGCCGGAGGAAGCUAUGAGUGCGAUUGGCUUUGUGUCACCUGGAUUUAGUCCCAACUUUGAUCCAAUCUUGCGGAACGUCACUCUGAAGGAAAUCAGCGGGAAGGAGUGCGGUGAAAUUCUGCCGCUGUCGGGUCGGACACUGCCGGACGGACUGGUUAAGGAACAGUUUUGCGCCGGAAGUGACGAUCAAGACACGUGUGAGGGCGAUUCAGGAAGUCCACUUCAGGUGGAACGUGCUGAGAUCAACGGUGAUAUGAUCCCAUUAAUCGUGGGACUUGUAUCGUUCGGAACACCUUGUAUCGAGGGAUCAGUCGGAGUGUAUACCAGGGUGUCUCCUUAUAAGGAUUGGAUCGAAGAGGUUACUGGCCAAUCGUUUGAUUACGGAGCUUGUUCUAGAGCUUCACAGUGCAAACAGAGAAAACGGACCGAAACUAAAAUUGAAUCUCCACCAAACAUACCAACACAUCGAGUCGGACUUCUUUGGAAUGAAUCCAACCCUAACCCGUAUCAAUGUGGUGCAACCAUACUAUUACCAAACCAAGGCACACAAUACGCCAUCACAUCGGCAUACUGUGCCAAAACUAAGCAAGGUCCGCCCAAAUUUGUAAUAACCGGACCACAUCGAACGAUCGUAGCGAUCGAAGCUGUUCACGUCCAUCCCGAGUACAAACCUGGUGAGCCGGAAAACGACAUUGCAGUACUUAGAUUGCCACGAAGCUUACACGAAAGUGAUGGUAUGCUACCAGCCAAAUUGUGCCGCAGAGAUGGCUUUUUGUUAGACGAAACGGAUUACUCUGCGUAUCGAAGUCCGAGUCAUUCUACUGAAUCCAUUCAAGAUAUGAUAUUUGAACGAUACGUAAUUAGAAUCAACAAUGUUGACGUCGGAGAAUGUACAUCCCCAGAAUACCGAGAAUCAGAUCUGCUGUGUGGAAAGAGCAAAGCACUUUUGAUUCCAAAGAUUUGUGAGGUAGAUUAUGGUGGACCGGUUAAUCACGUCGGAGACUUCAUGAACAUACCAUACCUGUACGGAGUUGUAUCCACGUUGAGCAAAGGCUGCACAGAUGAACUUGUCGCAACCAGGAUAUAUCGCCAUAUCGAUUGGAUUAUAAGUAUAACCCAUUAAAU
Messenger RNA from Culex quinquefasciatus (southern house mosquito), 1634 nucleotides. Its product is annotated as serine protease 27. The record is from RefSeq and is a predicted model, not a curated record. Gene Ontology annotation, molecular function: serine-type endopeptidase activity. NCBI's taxonomy places the organism in Eukaryota, Metazoa, Arthropoda, Insecta, Diptera, Culicidae. The transcript has 7 exons. Gene Ontology annotation, biological process: proteolysis. The coding region runs from base 13 to 1632 and encodes 539 amino acids.